Messenger RNA from Alosa sapidissima (American shad), 2227 nucleotides. RefSeq names its product GTP-binding protein 10 (putative) (gene gtpbp10). The record is from RefSeq and is a predicted model, not a curated record. The transcript is spliced from 11 exons. NCBI's taxonomy places the organism in Eukaryota, Metazoa, Chordata, Actinopteri, Clupeiformes, Clupeidae. Gene Ontology annotation, molecular function: GTP binding; GTPase activity; magnesium ion binding. Gene Ontology annotation, cellular component: mitochondrion. The coding region runs from base 151 to 1416 and encodes 421 amino acids.
UUCCUGUUUGGACCUGCACAUGCACAGUAGACACACAUGGAAGACGCCACACGUUACUGUCUAUGACUUUAACAGGGUGAGAGUAAGCAUGUAAAACGGCCAAAGCAACGGCAGUCGUAUUAUUUUAUAACAACCCAAGCGUGCAACACAAUGGUUUGGUUAAGCAGAUGUUGUUUCCGGAAGCAAAUUCUACUGUGCGCAACUUGGCCCACCAGCCUUAACAAGGUUAAAUCUUUUAGCAAACAUCAAAAAAUGGCACAAGAACAGUUUGGACUGAUGCGUGUCAACAGAGUAAAGUAUGCAAACUUUGUUGAUCACCUCCGGGUGUAUGUGAAAGGAGGAUCAGGGGGGAUGGGGUUGCCUCGUCUGGGGGGUCAGGGUGGAGAUGGGGGAGAUGUGUGGGUGGUCGCCUCCAAAGACCUCACCCUGAAGAGCAUCAAGGACCGCCACCCAGAGAAGCGCUUUAUGGCCGGAGUCGGCGACAACAGCACUGUCCGGGCACUGAAAGGAAAGAAAGGAUCUGACUGUGAGAUCCUUGCACCUCCAGGAAUCACGGUCACUAAUGACAACGGCAAAGUCCUAGGCAUGCUGAACGCAGUGGGGGAUAAGGUCCGUUUGGCCAGAGGGGGCCAGGGCGGAGCCUUCCACUCGGACUUCCUUCCCAGCAAGGGCCAGGUGCGCCAUGUCAGGUUGGACCUCAAGCUCAUCGCCGACCUUGGCCUCGUGGGGUUCCCCAAUGCAGGAAAGUCAACUCUGCUGUCAGCCAUUUCCCAUGCAAAGCCAGAGAUUGGCAGCUAUCCCUUCACCACAUUAAAACCAGAGAUUGGCAAGGUGAUGUACGAUGAUCACAAACAGGUGUCAGUGGCAGAUCUUCCCGGCCUGAUUGAAGGGGCUCACAUGAACAGGGGCAUGGGUCACAAGUUCCUCAAACACGUGGAGAGAACCAAACAGCUGCUGUUCGUGGUGGAUGUGUGUGGUUUCCAGCUGGCCAGUAACACCCCCUUCCGUUCAGCCUUUCAGGCGGUGCAGCUCCUGACCAAGGAGCUGGAGCUGUACAAUGAGGAGCUGCUCAGUAAGCCAGCCAUACUGGUGGUCAAUAAGAUGGACUUGCCUGAGGCGGGAGAGAAACUCGAUGAACUCACACAUCAACUGGAAAAUCAAGAAGACUUCUGUCACCUUCUCCCCGAGGACAUGGUCCCCAGUCAUUUCCUGUCCUUCCGCCACACCGUCCCCGUCUCGGCGUCCACGGGUUGUGGCCUCUCUCUCCUCCAGCAGCUCCUUCGCCAGUCCCUGGAGGAGCAGGACGCCGAGGCCACCGAGCGCCAGCGCCACCACAAGCUCUGCGAGCUGAGGAAGGCCGUGCGGCCGACCCCCGACCCCGUCGGCCCCAAGUGGGGCCUCUCGUACAAGGCCUGAAUCAGCAAGUCAGCGAGUCACUCUUCAUGUAUUUCCCCCUCUUUUUCUGUCUCUCUCUUCUCCCUGCCCUCAGCGGAGGUGAAGCGGGCGUGGGACACCCUCGUGGGAAUGGAGUGGAGACGUCACCUCAGACCCUCUGCCACCGGCCCCCACCCGCUCCCCAUAGGUCCUCUGGCCUGAGUCACACAGAAGCCCCUCCAGGCCUCUUGUUGGUGAAUCAUGCCUGUCUAGGGACUGACAAAGACGCCAAUCAGUCCUUGGCUGACUGACCAUGAGUCACAUCUACCUGCCUGCCCGCUCAGUGCCUCAUCAGUGAUGUCAGGGACGUUGUGACGAGAGAGAGGGAAGGAGCGUCUGAUAGAACUGCUCACUGUUGUGUGAAGCUUCUAGAAAAGCGCAUUGUUGACCUUCAGAAAGCGCAUUGUUGACCUUCAGAAGCAAAGGUAGGGGAGGAUCAGCUGUGUUCAAUUAGUGUCAGAGUGAAGUGUAAUGUGCAGAUUGAACGAUCUGGCUGAAUACUGUCUUGUGUUGAGAGGCUGUUUACCAGUGUGUAUGUUGGUGGUUCUGUAUAUUUGCUCACUAAGCUAGACACUUUUUUUAGAUUUUUUUAAAGUCAGCUUGAGAUUCCUCUCUGAUGUUACAGUAUGUGAUAAUUGCCACCAGGGGUCAACAAGUACAUCUUCCUCUCAUUUAUCAAGAUGCUCCGUGUUUGUGAACCACAUACAUUAAUUCACACAUUGUAUUUCUAUUGGUGUGUACAGAAUCAUUGUAUAUCUAAGAUAAGUAAAUUAAAAAACAUGUUUUUGUGGCA